Dictyostelium discoideum AX4 is the source of this 3984-nucleotide messenger RNA. RefSeq lists its product as hypothetical. The record is from RefSeq and is a predicted model, not a curated record. NCBI's taxonomy places the organism in Eukaryota, Evosea, Eumycetozoa, Dictyosteliales, Dictyosteliaceae. Bases 1 to 3984 code for a protein of 1327 amino acids. The transcript has a single exon.
AUGUGUGAUAAAAUAGAAAUAUUAUUUUGGAAAGUUUUUAAAAAUCAAUAUUUAUUCAACGAGAUAUUUAAUCAAAUUCACAACAAUCAAUGGAUUGAAUAUGAUGACCCAAAUAAAUAUAAUGUUUACAAUAGAGGUAAAUUUGGAGACACUCACUCUUUACUAAUAAUGUUAGAAAAUGAUCUACUCCCAUUAAUUAAAGAUAAAAUCAAACAUGGUGAUCAUAUAGAAAUUACUUAUGAUUCAAUGUUGGAACUUUUCUCAAAAUUAUCAACAGAACCUUCAAUAAAUAGUAAUAAAAAUAAAAAUAAAUAUAAAGAUGAAGAUUAUUUAAAAAUUAUUGAAUUAUUAAUGAAACAUAGAAGAGAUGAAUUUGAAGUUUUUGAUUUAAUAAUGAUGGCAGUAUCCUCUCGUUCUCCAGAUGUUAUUAGAUUAUUAGUUAAUGAACCAUAUUCAGUUAUAAUUUAUCCAACAAUGCUUGAAAAUGCAAUUAUGUAUUCAAAUUUAGCAACAAUCAAAGAACUAGUAAAUUUAGAACCAAUAAAUUUUAAAAACUAUGGUAUUAAAUUAAUCAGUGAAGAAUUUAAAAGAAAAUCAUUAUCAUUAGCAGCACACAGAGAAACUCUUAAAACUACAAUCACUGAAUACAUUUUUAAUAAUCCAUCAUUAUAUUCAAUGCCACCACCAUUAUCAUUAUUAAAUAUUCAAAAACAACAACAUGGGCAACAAGGACGACAAACACAAUCAACAAAUAAAAGAUUUAAAGUAUCAGAAACUUUACAUUCAAAUUUAAAUAAUAAAAAAAAAAAAAAAAAUAACUAUAAUGAUAAUGAUGAUGAUGAUGAAGAAAUAAAGUAUGAAUAUAUUGAAUUUGAAGAAUUUAUAAAAUUAAAAUCAACCAAUUUAUUAAAAUCAUUUAUGGAAUUAGAUAUAGUAGUUUUAAGUGAAACUAAACCAAAUUUUAAUUCAUUUCUCAAAAUGUAUCAUACAUAUGAAAGAUUACAGGUUGGUAUUAAAAUUAUUCUAAAGUAUGGAAAUACAAUUUCAGAUAUAAAAAAAAGAGAAGAAAUUUUAAAAGAAAUCAAUAAAAUUGAUAGAAAUAAUAAAAGAGGUUUUAAUAAAUUAAAAGAAUUGAGAAAAUUAGUAGCAAUAGAAUUCCCAAAUCAAACAAACUUUUAUUUCUAUUAUUGGAAAGCAUAUCGUGAGAAUAUUAAAAAACUUGGUAAAGUUCCUAAAAAAUCAGGUUAUCCAGGUAAUAUACAAAUGUUUGGACACCCUCUUUUACAAGAUGAAUUAGUCAAUAAUCAAAUCAAUACUCAAGGAGGUGAUGGAAAUAUAGAACAAGUAGAAUUAUUAUCAUAUAUUACAUAUUCAGAUAAUGAAAGUGAUAAUGAAGUUGAAGAAGAAGAAGAAGAAGACAUAAUAAAUGAAAAGGAAUUAUUUAAUUUAUCUAAUAGACUUAGAAAAGCAACUAUUUUUGAUAUAUCCAAUAGGUAUUCAGAUUUACUCAAUUCAUAUUUAAAAGCAAUUAAAGAAUGUAAUAUUGAAAAGCUAGAAGAGAUUGAUACAAAUAAUCCAAUGUUUAAAUUAGAUGUUUCAAAAUAUCAUUGUUUUCAAUUACCAAAUGAAAAAGAAGAUAUAAUGAAAAUUUGGUAUUACUUUAAUAAACACUCCUUUAAACAAAUGAUACCAAAUUAUGAUAUUCUCAUUGAAUUCCUUUCAAGUGUAACUAAUAUUAUUCCACCUUUUGAAUUGAAAAUAUCUAAUAUUAAAGACCCACUAUUUGGAAAGCUUGGAACAUUUCUAACACAUCAAUUAUAUAAAAAGAAUUUUAAUGUAAUUGAAUUAUUAUUAAAUAGUUUUGAUAAUUUUAGUUUUACACAUCAACCAGAACAAAUAUCAGCCAUUAUAGAUAAAGAGAGAGUUUUAUUUCAUAUUAAUGGUGAAUUACCCCAAGUUGAUAAAAAGUUUAGUUUUCAAAUAAUUAGAAUAAUUGAAUUGAUAAUGGACAAGUUUAAUAAACUCACUAAAGAUCAAAAUGGUUUUGAAAAUAUUUCGACAACAUAUCGUCUCAUUUUAAAUAAUUUAUAUGAUCAAUUACUUAAAGUUAAAGGUUUAACAAUCGAUCAAUUAGAAUAUGUUAGAUCAAUUAUUCCUCAACAAUUAUUUAAUAAUAAUAGUUUUGAAACCUAUCGUAUCUUUUUCUAUCUUAAUAUCAGAUCUUCAAAAUUAACAAAAUACAUAAUUGAAAGACCUGGAAUUCCAGAUUUUAUUCAAAAUUCAACUGAACUCCUUUAUAAUCAUUUCUACGAUACUAUUGGACCAAUUUCAAAUGAAAUUAUUGGUUUCGAUUUAAGAAAAUAUUUGAAUUAUGAUUUAUUCACAUAUGAUUAUAUAUUAGGUAGAGAAUCAAAUCAAUACAGUAGUAGUAGUAGUAGUAGUAGUAGUAGUAGUAGUAGUAGUAGUAGUAGUAGUAGUAGUGGUAGUAGAGGUAGUGGUAGUAGUGGUGGUGAUGAUGAUAGCAAUUACAAUAAUAAGAAAUACAUAACUCAAUUCGAUACAAUAUUAAAAGAAUUAAUUAAACAAUUAUCAUUCAAUAUUUGUACAAACGUUAGUAAUAGAGAUGAAAUUGUUGAUGGUAAAGAUUUCUUUAAUCAUUCAUUAAAUGAAGAUUUAAAAUUCAGUUUAGAUAUUGGUAGAAAAGAUUUAUUUUGGGAAUUAUUAGAUUGGAUUCAACAAUAUAUGAUUAAAAAUGAAAAUUUAAUGAAGCAUCGAGUUUAUCAAUUUAAUUCACCAUAUGAAUCAUUAUUACCAACUGGUACAAUAUUUUCAAAUGUAAAAAUAAUAAAAAAAGAAUUACCAUCACCAUCAACAACAACAAUUGAAAGCACUUUUUUAAAAAUUGAUAAUUUUGAAAAACCAAUACCAAAUGAAUCAACGAUUAAAGUUAAUUGGAAUUCAGAUAAAUUAAUUCAACCAUUCAAACCAAUUUCAAAACUAAUAAAUUCAUUUAAAUAUUCAGAGGAAGUUAUGGAUUCAAUUUGUAAAGUAAUGAAUGUAAAUGAAAUUCAAAGAUUUAUUCAAUAUAAUUUCUUUGUAUCGUUUUUUCAAAAUGAAAUUUAUUCAUUUUCAUUAUUUUAUAGUAGAGAAGAUUUAAUAUUAUUCCUAUUAAAUAAUUAUAAUAUUGAUAUUGAUCUUCAUUUCCCAUUAUUCAAACCAGAUAGAGGACAUUCACAAUAUUUAGAAUGUAAAUUCAUCUUUGAAAAUCAUUUUGAAAAAGUAAAGAAUAUUUCAAAAUUAAAUUUAAAACAAAAAUGGUUCGAGCUUCGUUGUUUACAAUUCCCAUUGGUUUUAUUAAAUUCUUUUUUUAAAUACAUUUGUAAAGAAAAGAAUAUCACAAGAUAUAAUCAAUUCAUUCAAAAUGAUAAUUUACAAAUUAGAAAACAAGUAAUUAAAAAAACAAUUGAAAUAUUAAUUGAUCAAUUCUUAUCAAGUACAGAUAAUAAUGAUGAUGAUGAAGAUGAAGAUGAAGAUGAAGAUCCUAAUCAGAAUUUUGCAUAUAUAUUAAAAAAUCAAAAUCAUAAAGUUUUACUCAUUCAAUCAAUUAUUGAACAAUCAGAUACUCAAUUAUACUUUAAAUCAGCUUUAGAUCAAAUUUUAUUGAGAAUAGAAGAGAAAAGUUAUGAAAUUAAUUCUCCAUUCAAUGAAAAUCUUGAAAAUCCAUUUUUAGAAUCUUUUAUUUAUGGGGAUAUUAAAACUUGUAAUAUCAUUCUCAAGUAUUAUCCAAAUCAAUUCAAAAUCACAAAAGAUUCAAUCACUAAAACAUUGGAAAAGGAAAAAAUUAAUAUUAUUAAAUAUUAUUAUAAAGUUGAAAAUUGUAAAAAUUUAAUUAAUAAUUUUAAAAAUGAUAAUAAUUUAUUAAAACAUUUAAAAAAUGAAUUAUUAAAUCAUCCAAUGUAUAAAUAUCAUUUAACUUGGUUAUAA